GGUGCAUGUAAUCCACCGCCAUAACGAGGUCAACGUUCGCAAUGACAGACUCAUCCGCAGACUUCACUUAACGUUUGACAUUCCCAAAUGUCGCCCAUCUCCAGUGAAGGCAUAAAGAAAUCGUUACUCAUAGCAACUCUCCCCAGCCUCGAUGCACCACAUUUCCUUGCACCCGUGAUAGCAUCAGCUGCAACGGUGACGAGCCAGCGUCUGGUUAUUGUUCUACUUUCACCAGCCUUUGACCUGCAUCGUGUUGUGAAUAGGAAGGAAACUAAGGACACAGAACAGGCAUUGGAAAUCUCCCGCACAGAAAAGUGGGAUGCGGUGCAGAGGCUAUUGACAUUUGUAUAUGUUCAGGCAACCAAAGUAGCUCAGGACCUGGGCAAAGUUCUGAUGGAUAUCGACGUACUUCUUCAUGACCCCAAAGAUACUCUUCCAGGACAUGUAGCAGACAGAGUGGAUGUGGUUUUUCGAGUCGAGGGAGACAAUGUUUUCACCGUUCUCCCACAAACACUAAGUUCAGUGAGAGAACAGUGGAUAGCCCCUGCUGAAGAAGUGGUAACGCGACCCGAGAUACCUGCCUCCACUACAUCCCUUCAACCGUCCUAUCGUGUAGUAGCUCUCGGGGGAACGUUUGAUCAUCUACAUGCAGGACACAAGAUUCUUCUGAGCAUGGCUGCAUGGAUCGCAAACGAAAAAGUCAUCGUCGGUGUUACUGACGACGUUCUCUUGAAGAACAAGGCUAACAAGCAUGUUCUUGAAGAUUUGUCGACACGGAUAGAAAGAACUCGUGCAUUCAUGAAGCUUUUUCGAUCUGACCUCGAGUAUGACUUUGUACCCAUACGAGACGUGUAUGGUCCAACCGGAUGGGAUGCAAACAUUCAGGCUUUAGUCGUCAGUAAGGAGACCCUAUCCGGCGCCGCUUCCAUUGCCAAAGAACGUGCUUCCAAAUCCUUGCCCUCGCUACAGACCUUCGUGAUCGAUGUAAUUUCAUCGAAGUCAGAGAAACUCGAUCAUGAGGAUGUCGAGCUAUUGAAACAGGCAAAGAUGAGCAGUACGUUUAUUAGGGAGUGGAUCGUGAAGAAUCAAGAGUCCGAUCCCGCAAAGAGAGACUGAAUCUUUUUCUAGUCUCACCGAAAGAAAUUAAAUGUGUACGUUGCAAAAGCAGGUGUCUCCGAUCGUCGACAGUUGACAAGUCUAGGGCUGUGUUGUAUGUAUAUGGACUGGUGAUAGAUCGCAACCUGUGUGUUUAUCAGAUAAAAUAUGUAGACUGUAGACUUCAUAUGUUCGGGUCCGAUCACGUUCCGAUUACCGAGCACUGCGUCGCGGUAACUUGACAUAUACGGCAACCUUGUCCUCCU
Molecule: messenger RNA, 1361 nt
Organism: Serpula lacrymans var. lacrymans S7.9
Lineage: Eukaryota; Fungi; Basidiomycota; Agaricomycetes; Boletales; Serpulaceae
Exons: 4
Coding region: 88-1116 (342 amino acids)
Biological process (GO): coenzyme A biosynthetic process
Molecular function (GO): dephospho-CoA kinase activity
Source: RefSeq, a predicted model, not a curated record